Messenger RNA from Scylla paramamosain (green mud crab), 2391 nucleotides. It is a transcript of the gene Spindly, whose product is annotated as protein Spindly-B-like. The transcript has 12 exons. The record is from RefSeq and is a predicted model, not a curated record. NCBI's taxonomy places the organism in Eukaryota, Metazoa, Arthropoda, Malacostraca, Decapoda, Portunidae. The coding region runs from base 183 to 1922 and encodes 579 amino acids.
GCGGUGCAGGUGGCGGCGCUAGUUCGUACGAGUGUUGCAUUGUUCGCUCGUUCCGCCCACACAUAUGGAUUCCCUUCUACCACUUUGGCUCACACUGGUUAUGCUUUAGGUGUAACGCAAAGCAAACCGGUACGCUGUCAGGAUAAUCACACCACACCAAGAGCAACAGCAGAACAGAAGCCAUGGAGCAGCAGGUGAGUGAACUGAAGCAGCAGCUGGCUGAGGCAGAGCAUAACACUGUCCUGGCAGCCACCUAUGGCAAGCAGCUCCUGGACAAGAACCAUGAACUUGAGGCCAAACUUGAGACUUUGGAGCAGGAGAAACACUGCCUCUCCUUGAAGCUGGAGGCAAGUGUCAGGAUGGAGCAUUCCUUGGUGCAGGAGGUGGAGCAGCUGCGGGAACAUCAGACUCACCAGAUUGCAGCUUUGGCAACACAGGCUGCACAGAACCAUGAUGAGGAACUGCAGAAGCACACCAAAAAAAUAUUAGACUUGGAGUCCAUUGUUGGAAGCCAGAGACUGGAAAUCACACAAAAGAUUGAGGAGAAAGAACUUGUAGAGGCUCAACUGAAGGAGGCACGAGAGAGGCUGGAUAACUUCAACAAUCUGAACCAGUCUGUGGAUGACUCUACCAGCAUCUUGCAGGCUCAGGUCACUGCCCUCACUCAGGAGAAGCAGGAGCUUGAGACUCUUAUGUCCUCCCUGAAGGUGCAGCUCAGCACCUACAAAUACCGACUAGAACAGGCUGACAAGAAAGUCCUUGACCUGGAGUCUGCGUUGGAGGAGAAAGAGUGUCAGUUUACCUCAUACUAUAAUGCCCUGGAGAAAAACAAGGAGGAAAUGAUGGAAAUGAAGAUGGAGAUAGAAAGCCUGAAGCUUGCAGAAACUGACCCUGCCAAGAAAGGGAACUCCCUGUUUGCAGAGGUGGAGGACCAACGACAGGCCAUUGAGAGGCAGCUCAUUGAUUACAAGACCAGCUACAACAUUGUCAAGAAGCAUUAUGAUCUCAAGGCCCAAGAGGCAGCCAAGCUGAAGCUUCAAGUGGCCUCCCUGCUAAGCCUGAGCAACAACAGAGCAAGUAUGGAGUACAUGAGCCACAUGGAGGAAUCCUUGGCAUCAGCACGCUCCCAGCUGGAGACCUUCACCCAGCGUUGCCGCCAGCUUGAGGAAGCCCAGCAGAAUAUGGCCGCUGCUUCCUGUCAGGAAGGUCCUGAUGAAGCAGACAGUGCCAAUCAGCUCUUCAAAAAUCUGUACAGUGAAAGCAAGAAAAAAAUCUCAGAGAUGAAUCAGUCGCUGCACCAGGCUCAGUUUGACAAAGUGGUGCUGAGUGACCGCAUCCUGCAGCUGCAGAGAAAACUGAGGCAGAUGGAAGCGGCUCGGGAUGCCUCAAAUGGGGAGGUGAUCCGACUCAGAGUUAAGCUGGAUGACUUCACAUCCAAAAAGGGAGAGAUGGCAGGGAGUGAGAUCAAAGAAAUUAAAAGGGUGGUUGAGAAACUCCCUGGCUUUGAUGCACAGCAACCUAACACUACCAACAUUGCUGAAGCAGACAGCACAACACAGUCUGAGGCCAUGCCUCUGAAGGAGAAGCUGCUGGACCCAACAACCAUGCAAGAAAUUACCAAGCAUGCCAAAAACAUCAGCACCAAAGAUGCCUCAGAAGAGGACAAGCAGAUAGGGAGAGUAGAGAAUGAAGAGAACCUACCACCAGUCAAAACAGAGACAAGGAAAAAGCCUAAGAAAACUGUGCAGCUGACUGAAGUGGUCACUGUGCAAGAGAGUGAUGGCCAGGUUCAAGAAGCAAAAAUGAAGCAAGAAGAUGGACUAAAAAAGAUUGAGAAGAAACCAAGACCACUAAGAAAGCUGGAAUGUCCUGUGGUUAAGGUGAACAGCAGCGAGCAGAGUGAAGAGUGCAAGACACAGUGAUUCACAACUGCACCCUGCUGGAAAAAUUGAGACACUGCCCCUUUGUAGGUGAUAUACAGUGAUCAUAAAUGUUAGAGGGAGGCAGAUCAGCAUUACUAAAAAGUACCAAUUACUAGUUUAUUUCAGAAUACAUUAAAGCUGAUAAAGGAGCAUUAGUAACAAAAAAAUAGGAAAAGAUGUCAGGUGAUGUAUUUUGGAAGGAGACCUAAAUAACUAUAUUCAUAUUCCUGAACUGUGUAUGUUUGCAUAAAAGAGAAAGUUAUGAAAUGUUUAUCUUAUGGCAAAGAGAUAUGUUGAAUUUUUUAAACUUGCAUUUGAAAUAAGAAGCAAGGGCUCUGAUUAUGGAAUGAACAUGUGCUCAUUGUGGUAAAUGAUUUAUGAAUCUCUCUCUCUCUCUCUCUCUCUCUCUCUCUCUCUCUCUCUCUCUCUCUCUCUCUCUCUCUCUCUCUCUCUCUCUCUCUCUCUCUCU